This is a messenger RNA of Liolophura sinensis, 1077 nucleotides long. RefSeq names its product dehydrogenase/reductase SDR family member on chromosome X-like. Bases 56 to 1042 code for a protein of 328 amino acids. The transcript has 8 exons. NCBI's taxonomy places the organism in Eukaryota, Metazoa, Mollusca, Polyplacophora, Chitonida, Chitonidae. The record is from RefSeq and is a predicted model, not a curated record.
UAUACAAUUACAUGUAUACUUGUCACGGUGGCUGUACAAGACAGACAGUAAGACGAUGGGCGCUACACUCUCCCUUAGUGAUGUGCAGCCGCCACUGAACAGGGUGGCUGUUGUCACAGGAGCUAACCAGGGUCUGGGUUUGGAGACGGCCAAACAGCUGGCCUGUCUGGGCUGUAAGGUCGUGUUAGGGUGCAGAUCCGAGGAAAGAGCCCUGAAAGCAAUAGAGGAUAUCAAGACAGCGUGUGCGGCGGAUGGAAUUACAGAACCCGAUCUGCGGUUCAUACCACUGGAUUUGUCUAAUCUACAGAGUGUGCACGACUUCUGUGUGAAGUUUAAAGACACUGGUCUUCCGUUACAUAUCCUCAUCUGUAAUGCGGCUGUGUUCGGGAUACCACAAAGUUUUACAGCAGAUGGAUACGAAACCCAUUUUCAGGUGAAUUAUUUAUCCCAUCUGUUGAUGACGCUUCUGUUACUUCCCGUUUUGAUGGAUUCUGGGCCGGAUUGUCGAAUUGUGAACGUUUCUGCCAAAUUACACCUUUUUGCCAGCCUUGAAAUGGACAACAUUCAUGGAGAGAAGGCGUACGGCCGAGUGGGAUUCUACAGUAAAUCUAAACUUUAUCAGAUCAUGAGCAUGUACGCGCUUCAGAGGCGGAUCACCAACUCUCACGUGACCAUCAGCUCCUUACACCCAGGGGUCAUCGAGACGAACAUUCAACAGGGAAUCAUGGAUGACAAGACCUGGUUUGGCUGGUUCAACCGAGGCUUGAAAAUGGUUUAUUCCCUGCCUCCCGUGAAGUACCUCUUACACAAGACCGGAUUUAUGAGGGGCGCCGACUCUGCUGCUCUGUCAAUUGUCUACAUGGCCGUCAGUCCGAAACUAGCAGGCAUCAAAUGUUUGUAUUAUGACGAAACUGUUCCGCGGGCGACCUCAGCAGAGUCGAGGAGAGAGGAGCGUCAGGAAAUGUUAUUAGACUACAGUCUACAGUGUAUUGAGAAAUAUGUUCCUGGGGAAACGCUGGAAGAACUCAAUCUCAAGAAGUAACAGAUUGUGGACUGUAUCAUGACAUAGAAAUGAAA